Malania oleifera is the source of this 1147-nucleotide messenger RNA. RefSeq names its product sugar transport protein 4-like. The record is from RefSeq and is a predicted model, not a curated record. Gene Ontology annotation, molecular function: carbohydrate transmembrane transporter activity. Lineage: Eukaryota; Viridiplantae; Streptophyta; Magnoliopsida; Santalales; Ximeniaceae. Gene Ontology annotation, biological process: transmembrane transport. Gene Ontology annotation, cellular component: membrane. The transcript is spliced from 3 exons. The coding region runs from base 56 to 1120 and encodes 354 amino acids.
CUCCUACGGCAACCAGUGGCUAAGUCUGUCACUUUCCGUACAGUACUUAGCAGCGAUGGCCAUGUUGCCUAUAGCACCAGUGGCACAUCAGAGGCUUAGCCGACGCUGGAUAAUUUUUAGCCCCACACUGCUAUUAUUCGUGGGAGUUGUCAUCAGUGUUCUUUUACCGAACACUUUUGCAUUAUUUUGCGGCAGAAUUCUGAUGGGGUUUGGAGCCGGAGUACUCUAUCAGGUGAUUCCUAUGAACAUUUUUGAGAUUGAGUCAGUUCCACUCAAGAAAAACAUGGGGCUUGUAAACCAAUUUGGCAUAAUGGCUGGGAACCUGCUAGGAUGUGUAGUAAAUUACUACACAUCACAAUAUCCUGAUUGGGAUUGGAUGGGGUCAUUUGGCAGCAUUGCGAUUUUCAACGUCCCAUUGCUCGUUCUGUCUUUGUUUCUUGCAGAUGGUUCUUUUAUAUUCAGAAAGGAAAGAAAUCAACAUACAAGGUAUAAAGAAAUCUUUCAAUGUCUUAGUGGCCGAAAGUUAAUUCAGGCCCUAGCUGCACAAGGGCUCCCACACGCAGUUGGGAUGGAUACACUGAGCUCGUACAUGCCGGUCAUGUUAGAGGGCAUCGGUGUUUCCUCCCAAGAGUCAUAUCUAGCGGCAAUGACCCUCGCUGGCGUUAGUAUGUUAUGUUCAAUUGUAGCAAGUGUGCUGCGAAGAACAUGUGAGGGACGAGGAAGACUUUUAUUCUCCAUCAUGCGAUCAUUUAUCAUCCUUCUGCAGUUGUCCAUCUUGGUUGCUGUUUUGGUUAUAUUGAAUAAGUUCCGCAUCCCUAAUCCAACGGGCGCAGGUGUCCUUGCAGCAUUCAUGCUUCUUCUUGCGGCUGGUUCAGCGAUCAUAACAGCACCUGAAGGAUGCCUUGCUGUUGAUUUCUCUCAAGAAUCCAAUACCAUUGGCACAAUAAUAUCUAAUUUUACUAGUUUCUUUUUUUAUGUUGUAGUUACUCAUGUAUUUUUUUUUAAUGUUAUGCUCUUGGAGAGCACUUGUAUUUAUUUUCUUCUUCUUUUUGACAACUAUUGUAGGUGUCAUUUUUUGGUAUUUUCAAGAUUGGCAAAUGUAAAAAAAAUUGCUACAUAAUUAUUCAAUUUUACGUUUUUUGGUUUA